Molecule: messenger RNA, 3699 nt
Organism: Caenorhabditis angaria
Lineage: Eukaryota; Metazoa; Nematoda; Chromadorea; Rhabditida; Rhabditidae
Source: the annotation of a GenBank genome assembly
AUGAAUUUGGAAAUUUUUCUCCUUAUUUUCUUUUUGGAUGCUGCGUUGGGGCAGUUUUUCCCUGACCCGGUGACUUUUGAAAACUCUCAAAUUCAUCGAAAAAGUUCGGAAUCGCAAUACAAAUACCGUGAAGAAUAUGUCAAAGUUCCAAUUGAUCAUUUCACAUACAGAAAUGAUUUGGAAUUCAAUUUGAGAUAUUUAAUCAAUACUGACAGUUUCAAAAAAGGUGGACCAAUUUUGUUUUAUCCGGGAAAUGAAGGAAAAAUUGAGAAAUUUGCGGAUAAUACGGUAGGUCUCGAAGUGAACAACGUAGAAGAUUUUAGGUGGGGUUUUCAAAAUGAAUUUCAGGGUUUCAUGUUUGAUUUGGCACCUGAAUUAAAUGCAGCCGUGGUUUUUGUCGAACAUCGAUAUUAUGGAAAAUCAAAACCAUUUGGUAAUGAGAGUUAUUCAAAUAUCGAGAAUUUGGGAUAUUUUUCGAGUGCGCAAGCAUUGGCAGAUUUCGCAUUUGUAGUUCAACAUUUGAAAAAUGGGGUGAGUAUGUAUUCAGAAAAUUAGGUUGGAAGUUAUUGCCUAUUCACAUUUCUCAAUUUCUAGAAAACCAUCCCGGGCGCUGAUAAAAACACAGCUGUCAUAGCUUUUGGUGGAUCUUACGGUGGACUUCUAGCAGCUUGGUUACGUAUCAAAUAUCCGCAUAUUGUUGAUGGAGCACUUGCAUCAUCUGCUCCUUCGCUUGAUUUCAAUUUAAAACCGACAGACUUUACAAAGGUUACAACUCGAACUUUUGUUGAUGCUGGUUGCAAUCGGAAAGCGAUCGAAAAAGGUUGGAAUGUUAUGGAUAAAUUAGCCAAAACUAAAGCUGGAAGAGCAAAAUUGAAUAAGAUUUUCAAACUGGAUCCAAAGAAGUCUUUAAUUUUGAAAAAGGAAGAUGUUGAUUUUUUGAAAGGUUAUGUCAAAGGGGCGUUUAUUAUAAUGGCUUUUGUAGAUUAUCCAUAUGAGACACAAUUUUUGGAAAAAGUUCCCGGUUGGCCGGUUAAAAAAGCUUGUGAGAAGGUUAGAAAGGUUGAGAAGAGUGAUGAGAAAACAAUGGAGCAGAUGUAUGAAGUGAGUUGGAAGGUUACAAAAAAGUCCAACUAUAUUUUUUCAGAUUGCAAAUCUAUACUUUAAUUACACAGGCGAUAAGAUGUUUCAUUGUGCCAAUCAUGAAAAAUGUGACGGUGGCUUUUCGUCUCUUGGAGAUCCAUUAGGUUGGUCAUGGCAAUCAUGCACUGAAGAAAUUGGUCAAAUGUGUCCAGAUGGUCCACCAAAUGAUUUUUUCUGGAAAACUUGUCCUGACACUCUUGAGAAACAACUAGAAGGAUGUUUAUCUACGUAAGUUCAGACACAGUAGUCCUAUGGAAAACUGUUUUUUUUUAGAUUCUCACAUCUUGGCUACAAAAAAUCAAUGUUCCACCCCAACAUCGUUUCUCAUAAUUAUGGUUUAUCAACAAUGCCAACUGCAACUAAUAUCAUAUUUUCGAACGGUUAUUUAGAUCCUUGGUCAGCUCAUGGAUAUUCAAAGAAAAAUGUGUUAAAAGGACCGAUAAAAUCAAUAAUUUUGAAAACUGGAGCACAUCAUUAUGAUUUGAGAGGAGCACAUAAAUUGGACACGAAAGAAGUAAAACAAGUUCGGAUUUUUGAAAAAAAUGAGAUCAAAAAAUGGAUCAAGGAGAAAAAGAUAAAGAAGAAUUGAAUUUUUAUUGAUGAAUAAAGUGUUGAAUGCUCUGAUGUUUUUAUGUCAAGUUAGCAGAAGUUCUCAUCAAACUUAAUGUAGAACUGAUUAGAAAAUAGCAGAAAUUGGAACUUCCGCGUACGAGGGUAUAUGUUUAGUUUUGCACGAUUUUGUUGAACUUUGUAUCAUUUAAUAAAUUUGAUUACAUUUGAACUUUUCUAUAUAAAAAUUGUUGAUUCGAUUGUUUUUUCAUUCUUCCAAAAUAUGAAUUUGGAAAUAUUUCUUCUUAUUUUCUUAUUCGAUUUUGCAAUUUCAUACCAGCAAUUUUUCCGAGAUCCUGUGACUUUUGAAAACUCUCAAAUUCAUCGAAAAACUUCGGAAUCGCCAUACAAAUACCGUGAAGAAUAUGUCAAAGUUCCCGUGGAUCAUUUCACAUACAGAAAUGAUUUGGAAUUCAAUUUGAGAUAUUUAAUCAAUACCGACAGUUUCAAAAAAGGUGGACCAAUUUUAUUAUACACAGGAAAUGAGGGAAAAAUUGAGAAAUUUGCGGAUAAUACGGUAUGCUUUGAAGGAAACAUAUUAUUUUCAAAUUUAGAUACAUAUAGGGUUUCAUGUUCGAUUUGGCACCUGAAUUAAAUGCAGCCGUGGUUUUUGUCGAACAUCGAUAUUAUGGAAAAUCAAAACCAUUUGGUAAUGAGAGUUAUUCAAAUAUCGAGAAUUUGGGAUAUUUUUCGAGUGCGCAAGCAUUGGCAGAUUUCGCAUUUGUAGUUCAGCAUUUGAAAAAUGGGAAAACAAUUCCUGGAGCUGAUAAAAAUACAGCUGUCAUAGCUUUUGGUGGAUCUUAUGGUGGAAAACUAGCUGUAUGGUUGCGUAUAAAAUAUCCGCACAUUGUUGAUGGAGUAAUUGCAUCAUCUUCUCCGUCGCCAGAUUUUGGCGAUUCAAAACCAACCGAUUUUUACAAAAUUACAUCCCGAACUUUUAUUGAUUCUGGUUGCGAUCGGAAAGCGAUUGAAAAAGGUUGGAGAGUAAUGGAUAAGUUAGCGAAAACCGAAACUGGAAGAGCGAAAUUGAAUAAGAUUUUCAAAUUGGAUCCAAAGAAGUCUUUAAUUUUGAAAGAGGAAGAUGUGGAUUUUUUGAAAGGGUACGUCAAAGAGGCGAUUAUUAUAAUGGCUUUUGUGGAUUAUCCAUAUGAGACACAAUUUUUGGGAAAAGUUCCGGGUUGGUCAGUAAAAAAAGCUUGUGAGAAGGUUAGAAAGGUUGAGAAAAGUGAUGAUAAAACAGUGGAACAAUUGUAUGAGGUGAGUUGGAGAAAUUGUGAAAAAUAUUCGAACAGAUUUAUUAUAUGAAUUGCAAAAUAAUCACAUCACCUGUCCAAUUGAUUUUAAUUCUUUGUAGAUCGCAAACCUAUACUUCAAUUACACAGGUGAUAAACAUUUUCAUUGUGUCAAUCGUAACAAUUGUGACGGUGGCUUUUCGUCUCUUGGGGAUCCACUCGGAUGGCUUUUUCAAGUAUGCACUGAAGUUAUUAGAGAAUUGUGUUCAGAUGGUCCACCAAAUGAUAUUUUCUGGAAAACUUGCCCAGACACUUUUGAGCGAAAGCGAGAAGCAUGUUAUUCCACGUGAGUUUUAAUACUAAUAUGUACAUAAAUUGAUCUAUCGAAUAAAUAAUUUUUAGAUUCUCACAUCUUGGCUACAAAAAAUCAAUGUUCCACCCUAACAUCGUUACUCAUAACUAUGGUUUAUCAACUAUGCCAACCGCAACUAAUAUCAUUUUUACGAACGGUUAUUUAGAUCCUUGGUCAGGUUAUGGAUAUUCGAAGAAAAAUGUGUUAAAAGGACCGAUAAAAUCAAUAAUUUUAAAAACUGGAGCACAUCAUUAUGAUUUGAGAGGAGCACAUGAAUUGGACACUAAGGAAGUUAAACAAGUUCGGAUUUUUGAGAAAAAUGAAAUUAAGAAAUGGAUCAAGGAGAAAAAGAUAAAGAAGAAUUGA